CUUCUGUUCUUGCUGACAUUUAGAUUUGGAGUGUUCUGUUAUUUCAUAAUUUGUAUUUAGCACUUAUGAUUUUAUUAGUUAUUGAGUUACUUUAUGACUUAUGAAAGCAGUGGGGUUAUGUAUUCGAUCUUAAUAUUUGUGAUUUAUCAUGAGUUGUUUUUCUUGUCUAUAUUUUCUGUAAUUUACGUUCAUAUCUAUAAAUGUAGUGUUUGGUGUAUGCAUAUCUCUUAUGAGUUACUCGAGUUUGACAACAUUGGUCCAAACAAAAGUGUAUAAUGUUGAGGUUAUCGAUGUUGCAUGCAGCAUCUGCCCCUGGUCUUUGUUUAAGCUAUCCCAGGAACAUUCGCCAUCCUUGUUAUUUGAAAACACCUUCUGUUAAAACAAGACAUUCUGUUCGCUGUUCGGUAUCCCAGACAAGUAAUGGUGCUAAAGUGGAAUAUACUCCUUGGCUCAUUGUUGGCUUGGGUAAUCCUGGAAACAAAUACCAUGGCACUAGGCACAACGUUGGAUUUGAAAUAAUUGAUAGCCUUUCUCGAGCAGAAGGGAUUAAGAUGAACACAAUACAGUCAAAGGCCUUGAUUGGAAUAGGUUCCAUCGGAGAAGUACCAAUUUUGUUGGCAAAGCCUCAGACGUACAUGAAUUUUAGUGGAGAGUCGGUUGGGCCACUUGCUGCAUAUUAUCAAGUACCCUUGCGUCAUAUUCUACUAGUUUAUGAUGAAACAAGCCUGCCAAAUGGUGUUUUAAAGCUUCAACCAAAAGGCGGACAUGGACAUCACAAUGGAUUGAAAAAUGUGAUGGGCCAUUUGGAUGGUUGCAGUGCUUUUCCUCGACUUGCAGUAGGAAUUGGAAAUCCUCCCGGAACUAUGGACUUGAGAGCAUUUCUUCUACAAAAAUUCAGUUCUGUGGAACGAAAGCAGAUUGAUGCUUCAUUGGAGCAAGGAGUUGUAGCUAUAAGAACAGUUGUGCUGAGAGGCUUUGACCAGCAUGUCAAUAGAUUCAAUUUAGGGCAAAAGUACAAGUACCAUAAAGUGUAAUUUCACUCAAAUGGAUAAGCCAAUUUUGGCUUAGAUGAAAUUGAUGUGUAUGUUAGCAGAUAGCAAUUAUACCUCAGAAACUUGUCAUGAGUCAUGAAUAGUGCAUUUUUUUUGUAAAGCACACCAGUGGUCAUAUUCUACUCUGGAAGAUGUUGCAUGGACCAAUCAAAGAAAAUGGAAAAUGGUAGGACAUGUGGAAGCAA
Vigna radiata var. radiata (mung bean) is the source of this 1237-nucleotide messenger RNA. Its product is annotated as chloroplastic group IIB intron splicing facilitator CRS2-B, chloroplastic. The transcript is spliced from 9 exons. The coding region runs from base 276 to 1034 and encodes 252 amino acids. The record is from RefSeq and is a predicted model, not a curated record. Gene Ontology annotation, molecular function: peptidyl-tRNA hydrolase activity. Lineage: Eukaryota; Viridiplantae; Streptophyta; Magnoliopsida; Fabales; Fabaceae.